AUGCGCGUGAGUCGUCGCAAGAAGAAGCUCCAGAAACCAGGCACCAUGGAUCUCUGCAUCACCAUUAAAGGAGUCUCGUUCCUUCUGCAGACAGGUCUGGGCAUUCUGGGUAACACAUCUGUGUUGAUGGCAUACGCUCAAAUCGCUUUAGUAGAGGCAUGCCUGCAGCCUGUGGAUAAAAUCCUGGCUCACCUCGCUUUCAGCAACCUGCUGCAAAUGCUGACGCGUGGUGUUCCACAGACAAUGGUCAUCUUUGGCCUGCACAACCUGCUGGAUGAUCCAGGCUGCAAAGUGGUGAUAUACGCCUACCGCAUCAGCCGCGCCCUUUCUAUCUGCCUCACCUGCAUGCUGAGCGUCUUCCAAGCACUCACCAUUGCACCAUCAGUUGGGCCACUUCUGACCAAACUGAAAUCUCGUCUUUCACAGCUGGUAGUGCCCACCUUUAUAGGUCUAUGGCUCCUUAACAUGACUAUCUGCAUCACCUCUCCACUUUUCGCCAUAGCACCUCGGAAUGGCACAGUACCUGCUUUCACUCUCAACCUCGGCUUCUGUCAUGUUAACUUCCGUGACAGCCUGACAUACGUGGUGAAUGGUGCAGUCUUCUCAACACGAGACUUUGCCUUCGUAGCUGUCAUGCUGGCCUCCAGCGGCUACAUCCUCAUCCUCCUUCAGAAACACAGCAGGCAGGUCAGGUCCAUCCGACGCACUCAGCAAGGAACCUCCAUGGAAAUGCAGGCAGCCAAAACCGUUGUCAUUCUGGUGGUGCUGUACACCAUGUUCUUUGGCAUCGAUAACAUGAUCUGGAUCUAUAUGCUGACUGUGGCACGGGUCCCAUCUGUGGUGGUGGACAUGAGAGCAUUUUUUUCAUCAUGCUAUGCCACAUUUAGUCCUUUUCUCAUGAUAAGCACCAAUAAGAAGAUAAAGGAGAGGAUGGUGUGUGCAGCUGGAGAACAGACAGCUGAGGACUCCACAGAGAAACCAACCACUAAAUGA
Clarias gariepinus (North African catfish) is the source of this 993-nucleotide messenger RNA. Its product is annotated as olfactory receptor class A-like protein 1. NCBI's taxonomy places the organism in Eukaryota, Metazoa, Chordata, Actinopteri, Siluriformes, Clariidae. Gene Ontology annotation, molecular function: pheromone receptor activity. Gene Ontology annotation, biological process: G protein-coupled receptor signaling pathway. Bases 1 to 993 code for a protein of 330 amino acids. The transcript has 2 exons. The record is from RefSeq and is a predicted model, not a curated record. Gene Ontology annotation, cellular component: membrane.